GCUACAUAAUCAGCUUAGCACGCGACGAGUGUGUCAUUUAGUGCUGGACCUGGUCUUGAGCGGCCGGCAAUCUGAGUGAAAUGAUACAAGCGAACAAGAAUUGCAGCGACGGUGUUAGCAAUGAGUUUAGCAAACGGCUACCGAAAGCGAGAGCAAUGCUGAGUAACGAGCAGCUGUUGGAGCUCGAGAGUUUGUUCGAAGAGUCGACCUAUCCGACGCGUGCAAUGCGUGAGGCACUCGGGUCUCGACUAAAUAUCUCUCCCAGAAGGAUUCAGGUUUGGUUCCAAAAUCGGCGUGCGAAGAUUAGAAGAAACAACUACUACCGUGACAGAAGAAGAGAGUUGCAGCACAAGACGGGCUUGCUCGGUGGGCCGUUACCUCCAUCUGUAUUUCGCGCUCCUGGUUUAGUGCAUCGCGGCAAAUUAGCGACAAUCGCUAGCUGCAGCUCGGCCCAUAAAAUCGUGAUGCCAACUCCUCUACUAGCAACCUCACCGCUUCAACAUUCAACUACCACAACUCGGUGCUUUGCGACUAGGUUGGGCACUGCACCGAUGCAGCAACCGUUGUCUUCAAGAGAGUUGAACUGCGCUCGCGUUUUUCCGUCGUCUAGUCAAGUGUCGAUGCCAUCAUGGUCGAGCGCCAUGGUUUAUACGUAUCAAGCUUGGUCUCCAGUUAUCUCUUACAGCCAUUGGCCUAACUCGGUGGCGACGACAACGCUCUAGUUGGGAUUUCAGCAAGAAGAGGAACAACGUACGGUAUUCAAAGAUGCCUAAGCCAGCUUGUUAAAAACUGCUACAUUUAUUACGUUAGUGUUAGUACGUGUAUGGACGUCAUAACGCCUGUUUUACACAGACAGUUGUCGUGUACUUCUUUGUUGGGUACACAUAUUUUAUUUAGUUCGUUCCCUAACUAAGUUAUCUAUUGUAUCAAACAUAAAUUCAUAUAUUAUAAUAUAUAUCGUUUUAUGUAUUCUGA
Messenger RNA from Corticium candelabrum, 975 nucleotides. RefSeq names its product short stature homeobox protein 2-like. Gene Ontology annotation, molecular function: sequence-specific double-stranded DNA binding; DNA-binding transcription factor activity, RNA polymerase II-specific. The transcript has 3 exons. Gene Ontology annotation, biological process: regulation of transcription by RNA polymerase II. NCBI's taxonomy places the organism in Eukaryota, Metazoa, Porifera, Homoscleromorpha, Homosclerophorida, Plakinidae. The record is from RefSeq and is a predicted model, not a curated record. Gene Ontology annotation, cellular component: nucleus. The coding region runs from base 81 to 722 and encodes 213 amino acids.